Messenger RNA from Seriola aureovittata, 7939 nucleotides. RefSeq names its product sodium channel, voltage-gated, type IV, beta a (gene scn4ba). Gene Ontology annotation, biological process: regulation of ventricular cardiac muscle cell membrane repolarization; regulation of sodium ion transmembrane transporter activity; cardiac muscle cell action potential involved in contraction. Gene Ontology annotation, cellular component: voltage-gated sodium channel complex; membrane. Lineage: Eukaryota; Metazoa; Chordata; Actinopteri; Carangiformes; Carangidae. The record is from RefSeq and is a predicted model, not a curated record. Gene Ontology annotation, molecular function: transmembrane transporter binding; sodium channel regulator activity. The transcript has 5 exons. Bases 741 to 1442 code for a protein of 233 amino acids.
CCUCUGCAGUACCUCUCUUGCUCAUUCCUCCCUGUGCCGGCUGGGGAGACACGCGUUUUCUGCUUUUCUGCCUGGCUGCUGGCUCUUCUCCAGCAUCCCUGUGUGCCUCUCGUGUGCUAUCCUCCCCCCUCCAGCCUAUGUCUCCCCCUGAGGGGUUUGUUGGCCAGCCUGCUUCCCUGGUUGUUGCUGCUGCGCCGCUCCUGCUCUGCCUCGCUUCUCCUCUCUGCCUUUCGCCUCACACUCUGCUUUGCUGGAUAAUCAGCCACUGAGUCUGCCAAAGACAGCAACAGAGGACAGGAAGGGAGGGAGGCAGAAAGACAGAGAGCCUGCACUCUUCAUUCAGCUGCUGCAUUCUUCUGUCUUUUCCUUCGUUUUCCUUGGCUGCCAGAGUGCAGUGCAGGGAACGACUGAACGGGAGAGGGCUCCCCGAAGGAAUCUAUCCUCCCCUCUUUGCACUUCCUCCCGCUGUUCAUUCCUGGGACAGAGUGCAGAAGAGAAGAGGGAGGGACUGGGAGCGGGACUUCAGACUCUGCCUUCAGCUGCACAGCUCAGUGUCCCACCUUGCUCCAGGGACACAUGAGACAAACACACAGAGACACACGCACAUUCAAAUUAGAUUAGACACGGCUCAAGCUGACCAGACUAGCAGAAAGGGGGACAGAUUGACAAAGACACACAAUAUAUAAAUACAGAGACACAGACAAGACCACAGACAGACAGACAGACAGACAGGGGGUGUCAUGGCGUCAGUGGACAGCACCGGUUCGAGUGUCUCUGGUCGGCUGAGAUCAGGGGAUCUACUACAUGCUGGUCUGGCAGUUGCACUGCUGCUUGGUGUGUGGAGUGUUGGUGGGCUGGAGGUGUCAACAGGUAAAGUGUCUACAGUUGAAGCAAUGAAUGGCUCCACAGUUCUGCUGCCCUGCACCUACUCCUCCUGUAUUGGCAUCAAAAACCUAUACUUCAACUGGCACUAUAAUGACAAUGGAACCAUGAUGAGGUUAUGUGAAGCAGAGAUCCCUAUGGAGGGUGUGGAGCCCAAGGUCUUUGUGUACCAUGAACGUGUGGAGUUUGUCGGCUCCUCAAAGAGCAACAACAUCUCCAUCCUGCUGUGGAACAUCACCUUUGAAGACCAAGGAGAGUACAUCUGUUUCGCCAGAAACCCAAAAGAGAAGAACCGCAACCACAGUGCUGUCUUCACUCUUAUAGUGGUGGACCAAAUGAAGGAGGUUGACAACACUUUGACAGUCAUCAUUGUCUCAGUGCUGGGUGGAGUCAUUGGCUUAGUUAUCAUUGUCAUGGUGAUAAAGGCCUUGGUUGUUCACUUCCUGCUGAAGGAUGAUGAGAAGAAUAAAGAGUGCCUGGUGAGCUCCUCAGGGAAUGACAACACAGAAAAUGGACUUUCAGGAGCCAAAGCGGACAACAAAGGGACACCAAAGGCAUGAGCAAAAUGCAAAGUAUGUCUGUAUGUUUGUAUAUAUGUUAGACAAAUGUACACGCUCAGAGGAAAUGCUGUUAACAGUGGACUGUUUUAUCUUACUAGUGGCUAACUAAUACAACAUGUAAAUGUCUCUUUUAAAUCAUGCUUGAGAUUUGGGAAGUGUGAGAUGUGCAUAGGCCUGGAUCACUCCCUCACUUACAUAGCAGCCCAUUUGUUACAGUGUACAGCCUCUGUCAUCAAAUUUUGCUUUUCAUCUUAUAGAAAUUCACUUACUCUACAGAUCAGUCUCAUGUGUUACAUAUAUAUAAAUAUAUAUAUAUAUAUAAGGCUUAAUUUGGAAUGUAUAGGGCUGGUGUUAUUCACAACUUCAAUUCAAACUUGAACCCAAACAAUCCUGACCAGUGGCAACACGCACACUUUGAUAUCAUGAUGAAUUACCAUAAUCUAUAAACUGCCAUGUCAACUGGAAAACAGCACAAAACUGCUGAAAUGCUUUUUUGUAACCCUCAAAUGACACUGACAAAUGAAAACUAACAGAUAUACAUUUACAUGCUCACUAUUCUUGUGAGUAACUAGCUAAACUGCUGGCUUUCUAGAGGUCUUUGAAGCUAUGUUUUCCGGAUCUUUUUGAUCUGAUCUAACCAUUGACCUUGAUCUCUGCCAUGCCAGCCUGAACUUUAACUUCAUCAAGUUUACUGCUGGUUCCAGGUUUGACACACUGUCAGGAUGUGCUUGGUUCAUUAACGGCUAACAGCAGAUUUUGAUCAACUACUGGCAAGCUAAGGCUGACAACUGGGCUGCCUUCUUAGGUGACUAAAAGGAUCCAGUUCUGCACAGGAUUUAUUGUUUUGCUUUAGAUGAAACACAGGUGCCUGUUCUGCUUCUGCUCCCUCUGCUGGUGGGAGGAUAAAAACACAAAAAAAUUAUAAAAAUAUUACCAACCCUCACCCUCAUCAAAGACAAUCCCCAGACUACCCAGCUCCCUAUAGAAAGGAAUGAACUUAAUCAUGCUGCUUCUUACUAAUAACCAAUGCAUUUUUAGCAUGUGCCGCAUUUUAUAUAAUGUCAUAUAAGUAUAUGUUGUCAAGUACCACAGUACAGGAACAUUUAUGUGUGUCUUUGUAUGGCCCCAUUUAACCCUUCACAUCAACCUCAACUGACUGAAGCUCUGUCAAUGCCUGAUAAGCACCUCCCAACACUGCUAUAACUUUUCUUACCCCUUUAACCAGGUCAGGGUGAUUGAAAGGUGACUCCUCUUUUAGAUUAAUGGCCUGCAGGUGUUUGUGGGAAAAAGAGGGUGACAUUUUACACUUACUAAACCGGAAGAACUUUUAAGUAUCUUUAGAUUUUAAUCAUCCAAGUUGAUAAACUCUGCCAGAGAAGUUUAUGAGGUUGGCACUUUGUUCGCAUCAGCAGGAUAUACUGUAAGUGGGGAGAGCAACACACAUAUGCGGUUCUCCAGAUAGCAAUUCACUUUUACAUUUCCACAUUUGUAUGCGGAUUCUAACUGGCUCUGAUGACCGAAAACACUUUAACAAUACAGUACACAUGCAUUUUUAAUUAUGUUAAAGAGUCCAAAUACGUCCGCUGAUACAGCCUCUGUAAUACAGGUAGCACAGCAUUGGGACAGAUCACUGCAAAAGAAUGUAAAGACUCUGUCAGGGAAUAUAUGUUAAAUAUUGUCCAAAAAGUAUAUUUUAAUUCAUUACAAAAAUAAUAAACAAUGUGUUAGUGUUAUUAUAAAAUGAAUGUUUGAAUAUCUUAAUAGGCCAGUAGGUAAUUUUUCUUUGCCAACUGUCUUGGUCUGUGCACCUCUACAACCAGCCAAUACUUUCAGUGUUUCACUCAGUUCAGAGUUCAGAUCAACCAACAACUACUUGCUGUGACUGUAUUUAAAAACGUAAGGCGCUGAAGAUUAUAAGAUGUUUAUUGUGAAUUUCUAAAUAGUACUAGUGUCUUAGCACUAAAAACUUAACUAUUCAAGAGUUUGGUGGGAGCCGAGAGUGGUUGGGAGUAAAUUGACAAAUUGAAAACUAUAUAUAGAGUAAAUUUAAGCAGUAAUCACAUUUUGUUCAAGAAAAGAAAAAGUCAACAAAGUCUUUAUAAUAUCACGUCUGUACUUAAUCCUGUGAUAAGUCAACAGGGAUGAACUUAGUGCUAAAAUAUCCAUUGGAGACUAGAAUCUUUCUAUGUGACUCUCAGUAUGAGAGGUCACUUCUGUGAAGCUGGCAGACAUGAUCCGCCACACCCGUAUACAUAGCUUGAAUAGCUAUGACAGCUGAAAGCUACUCACAAACAUACGCACACAUAUAUAUGCCUACACGUGUAACUCAGAUACUAAGAAACAGUUUGAUACCAGAGAGUAGUACACUGGCCUUGCAUACAAACAAUACAGCACUUUACCACUGUUCAGAGUGGCUGCACAAAACAGGAAAUCAUGGGAAAGAUUUCACAGUCAUCGUUCUUUUAUAAUAUAUUACGAGAGUUAACAAAAAACAACAUUUUCAAAUUUUGUUUGUCAUGUUCGACUGAGCACCUGACAAAAGCAUUAUGUCAAAAUGGUUUUAGCAUUGUGUGACUACAUGUUAUCUCACUGGAAUAGAGCUCUAUGGGAAGAUUUUAUCUUAUUUUUCUAAGUGUUCACUUCUGUCAGCCUGCUGCCCUCUAGUACUGGAGAGCAUUUCCCUUCUUGCUUUCAAUGGAAGCAAUAUGACAGACAUCAGAUUAUGCAAUAAACUGUUAUAAGGCACUUUAGAUGUGUCUGGACUGGCUGUGAUGGCAACUCUGUCUGUCCAAGGCACUGUUCAUUGUACGGUUGUAUUUAUCUACACUGGAGUAAUGUAUCUCAGUUGGAUCGACAUUAAGUUCAUAUAUCUACAUUAGACAGAUUUAAUGGCAUUGGAUCAAUCUAUAUCAGAUCCCAUUUACACUUGGCAUAAAAUUCCCUGAGCAGAUGGAAGAUACAUUAAGACGAGCUAGAGAUUUAGGCUACAUUAUAAAACACCUCUGACUCCCUUGUAUUGACCGAAGAUAACUCUACAGUCAAUUUCUGAUAACCAAUGUCUGUAAUGGAAUUUUCAUAUUCAUCCUAAUAUGAAAAAACCUAAAUUAUGUGACCAAAUACACAAAAAUCAAGUAGGCUAAAAGACCACUGACAAAAUUCAAAAACUCAAAACAGCUGCUCAUGGGAAAUUUAUGAAAAUAGUCCUAAUGUUCUUGUGUCUAUAUUGGCCCAUGUGCACCUAGUUGUUUCAUGAAACUUAUAUACAGAGUACAUUCUGAUAUAGUAUGUAAUCAUACUACAUCACAGCACAGUAAAUACGGUAUGACUGCCACCUAGUGGUAAAUGCAUCAAAUAAUAAUCUCUAGCAGAGGCUGAUGAGACAUCAUGUGCUUAUUGAAUUUUGAUAAAGACUAUAAAGGGUUGAAUACAACUAAAAUUAUAAUCUUAUGUAACUGAGUGACAAAAAUAUUGCAACCCUUUUCACGUCUAAAUUUCAGCUGGGUUCCAAAGAGCCUGACUGAAAUCUGUCUGCUGUUUGCCACCUAUAAAAUGCCAUUCAAGACAAACAAUGUCCAGUGUCCCUCUCGGCACUUGUGAUUUACAAUUUCAUGGUUUGCAUUCUUAUGUGAUGGACUGAUAGGACUUUUGGUUGCCAUUAUUGGCUUGGAGAGACAUAUGGAUUUACUUGAAAACAAUUUGAAUAAAAUGUGUCUCAGACAACAUCCUGAAUUGGUUCAGGUAAUUAGAUUGCAGAUGCUUAAGAAGCAUGAAACAACACAGGUUAAAAUGGGCCACAUGUUGGUGUCAAAUGUUGCCCAUUGGACAAUUUAAGUGUAUUUCAAUUGGAAUUUUAUUGCUAGGUAUAAAUGGGAUCAAGGCGGAUCAAUGUUCAUAGAACUGAGGUAAUAUCUGAUAUGUGAUGUACAACUGUGAGUGAAACCUGUAAUAGCUACUAACAUUGUAACUGUGCAGGGUUAGAAGUGAUACAGUAUCCUUGUUGUGUUGUAAAACUGUGAAUGUUAUGAAUAUGGAAGGAAGCACUACACACACACACACACACACACACACACACACACACACACACACACACACACACACACACACACACACACACACACACACACACACACACACACACACACACACACACACACUUGCUUCCUCAUCUAACCAGUCAUGUGCAAAUCCCUCUGUAAAGAGGGUAUAUAUGUACAUCCAAAGUCUUCCUGUAGGGAAAAGCAAUACUGUGGAGUUGAUCUGUCUGUUACUAAUAACCCUGAUAUAACAUAGCAAAUAGGUGGUUUCAUGUAGGGAUUGUGAUGCAUAACAUGUAUAUUUGUGAGUACACAUUCAUUAGUCCCCAUUUUUGUCUGUAACUCCUAACCAGAUUUUUCAGUUUUUCUGGAGUGAGGCCCAUUAACCCUGCCUUACAGUUUCAGGAAAGACUUUCUGAUCUAUGACUUGCUCUUACCGUAUGGAUUUAUUUCCCUUAAGUAAAACUACUGACAAAGUGACAAAAAAAACACCAUAUCAAAAGGCAUGUGAGGAGGGCGUAAGAGUGAUGUUCUGUUUUAAUGAAGGCCAAGGUACAGUAUCUAUGUGACAAAUAGCAUAAUGUUACCUGAGUUCAUGUAUGAAUGCAGUCUAGAUCCAGUUGUGGAACGGCUGCCUUCUUAACCCCAUCAAAUUGUACUGGGUUAUGAAACCACCAAAAGCAAUGGCUGUUUUAACUUUUAAAAUAAGAUUUUUGUUUUCUCCCCACUACAUUCUGACCUGCAUGUCUUUCUCCAAGAAAUCUUUGCCCUGAACCGAACAUGAGUUUUGAUGUCAGCCAACUGCUUGCAGUGAUUGCUGCAGUACUGAGUCUGCCCUGAACAGUGUCGAAUGCUCCUCUGCAGGGAUGCAGUAGAGCACAGUAAUACAGAAUGACUGCCACCCAGUGGUGAAUGACAAACACAUCAAAUAAUCUUACAUCUAGCAGAAGCUGAUGAGACAUACAACAUGCGCUUAUUGCAGUUUAAUUCAGACUUUAAGGGUUGCAUAAUGAAAAAAACAGUGUCAGUUACAACUAAAGCUAAAACUAUAAUUUUAUGUAACUGAGUGAUACAAUCAUACAACAGUUUUCACACAUCAAUGUAUGUCUAUAAAUAGUAUUGAAACUGAUGCUGAUCGCUUUACAUAUAACUACUAGUUUAUAAAUAUGCAUAAUUUAAUCCUUGUGCCCAUUUGGUGUUUUAACUACAUUUAAUAUGGGGUGAACCACAAUGCAUACGUUUACACAGAAUCUAUUAGGAAAAGGAUACAUGAAACAAUUUGUAGAAACAUGGAUUCUUCAAGAAAUGGCUCCUAGUUGACAGCUAUAGUGAGCUUAAAGAGUCACAGAUAGUCGCAUUUUUCACAAAAAUAACAAAGUGUUGAGAGUUCUGACUGACCACUAUGAUUCUUUAGAGUUAGUAUUGCUCUUACUGCCAGAGCGGCUGAAACUCAUACUGCCAGUCCAAGAGUCUCAUGUCUGCUGUUGUUAUGACACUAUUACAAUGACACUCAACUCACUUUGUACACUUACACUAUUAAAACAUAUUGUAUUACGGUCUUCAGCUGUAUUGAUGGCAUUUCAGUACUAAAUUGUAUAUGAUAUUGCUCUAUACUACUUAUGUAUUUCUAGCAGCUGAAACUCACACUGCCAAGCCAAGAGUCUGACGUCUGCUCUCUGCUUCCCACAUUCCACACAGAUCAAAAGAUCGAACCACUGAUCUAAUGUUGGUUUAGUUGAGCAAUAGGUUAAUUUUACUACAAUCCUGAUGCAAGACAGUUAUACAUAAAUGAGAUUAAAUAGGAGCAAUAUGUUCUUAUUUUGGCUCAAAUGCAAUUGUUUCCAUUGUGAGAAUUUUGAGAUAGCUAACAAAAUGGUGAAAACAAUUAUUGUUAGCAAUGCCAAACUAUGAUGCAUAUUGUGACAUAUUGUGUGUCAAUAUUACAUCACAAGCCUAGCAAACUGCCUCCUCUAACUCUUAAAAGAGAUUAUUUUACAGACCAAGGCUAGCUAGCUACAGAUUUGAAUUAUAAGCACAGACUGAGACUGACCUCUCCACCUUUUCUCACUGCAGUCCUGCAUUUUGAACAAUUUCAACAAUAUUUUUUACGCAUCCAGCAUCUGAAAAUGUAAUUAUAUCUUAACCCAAAUAACAAAUUCAUAUCUACACAUCUUAUCUUACGCUAUAUAACUCCACUAAUGGUACACAAAUAAUAGUACUUUAUAGUAGGUUGAAAUCUUGCAGCAAAUUCCUAUAUUUUGCUUUCAUCAGUACAGUCCAUUCAACACAAUCACACACACAAAACAAAUCUGCAACCCCAGGUUUCCUGGAUCAACUUUUCUCUGAAUGUUCAGCUGUUUGUCUGUGUUGUGACCAUGUUGCUCAUGCUCCCUUCAUGACUAUGCACCUCAAACUUUUGACUUGUUAAAAAAAUACAUACUGAAAAUAAAAUGUUGAUUCCCA